Molecule: messenger RNA, 972 nt
Organism: Rhododendron vialii
Lineage: Eukaryota; Viridiplantae; Streptophyta; Magnoliopsida; Ericales; Ericaceae
Product: non-specific lipid transfer protein GPI-anchored 12-like
Exons: 3
Coding region: 130-753 (207 amino acids)
Source: RefSeq, a predicted model, not a curated record
GAAAAAUCAGCAGUAUUCAUCACACCACCAUUCCUCUUCACUACUCCCAACUGUCUUCCCAUUUAUUCCCCCAAAGCACACAGCCCAUACAGAGAAAUCAUAAGCCUAUUGCGAACAAGAACAAGAACCAUGGGAACCACCCGAGCAACCGCAAUACUCGUCGCCGCCGCGGCCUUGCUGGUAGCGGUGGCGGUGGCCCAGGCGCCAGCAGCGGCGCCUGGCCCUGACACGUCGACCACAGCGGCGGGUGCGCCAGGGCCGUCGACCGUGGCGGGAGGGCCGGGGCCGUCAGCGGGCCAGGACUGCGUGAAUUACCUGUUUAACAUGUCGGACUGCUUGACGUACGUGGAGGAAGGAAGCAACUUGACGGCGCCGGACAAAGCGUGUUGUCCGGAGCUGGCGGGGCUGGUGGAGAGCCACCCCGUUUGCCUGUGCCAGUUGCUGGGGACUAACAUCAGUGCUUCGUUCGGUGUCCAGAUUAAUCGCCAGAAGGCUCUCAACCUUCCUUCUGUCUGUGCUGUCGGGACUCCUCCCAUCUCCAUGUGUUCAGUGGCUGGAUAUCCACUUGGAGUUCCAAUGCCUAGUGAAGCACCUUCACCACCUGGUAGUACGUCCCCGGAAGCUAGUACCCCUAAAAGUGAGGCUACGUCCCCGGAAGCUAGUACCCCUAAAAGUGGAGCCUCAGGCAUUGCAAAUGUCUCCCAACUCCUUGGCUUUGCUAUCGCGUGUCUCACAACAGCACUAGUCUUCUAGUUUUGAUCACUAUGGAGUUUAAUUUUACAUUCAUUUGAAUUUCUCCAUUUCAUUUGAUAUUGUAACCAGAUUAAUUUGAUGCCUUGUUUACACCAAUCUUAUUUUGAAUCGCGAUUUCUCUUGCGGAGAAAGAGCCAUUAUUUGAAGCAGGACCACUUUAUUGUGUUACACUUACAUAAUAUUUGAACUUUAUAUCCAGUUCUUUUUCCUUCUGUUUAA